Messenger RNA from Cotesia glomerata, 1595 nucleotides. RefSeq names its product tektin-4-like. The record is from RefSeq and is a predicted model, not a curated record. Lineage: Eukaryota; Metazoa; Arthropoda; Insecta; Hymenoptera; Braconidae. The coding region runs from base 51 to 1595 and encodes 514 amino acids. Gene Ontology annotation, biological process: cilium movement involved in cell motility; cilium assembly. Gene Ontology annotation, cellular component: microtubule cytoskeleton; nucleus. The transcript has 7 exons.
CUAACAUAUGAUCAUAUAACUUUUUUUAAGCGAUAUAUUAUCAUUUUAAAAUGUCCAAUGUAACAAGAUGUCAACCAGUCAAACAAUUUUAUCGACAAAGUAUUGAUCAUAGUACAGUUUAUGAUAAUGAUAAAAAAUUUGUAUCGAAUGAUAAUAAUAAUAAUAAAAAAGAAUUUUCUACACCACCAAAAGUUUCAUUUCUUCCAUCGGAAAAUGAGAAAGAGGAAUUUCAAGAACCACAAGCUGACGAAUUAGAAAAAGAAGCAGCUGAAGAAAAACUGUACCAAGACUCGGUUGUAAGAACAUCUGACUGUUCAUUGCCUCUAAAUAAAUGGGCAACCCUCGCCCAACAAACGGGGUCUAGACCAUCAGUGGAUAAAUUUACCGUCUCACGAUUCAGCCCUGGCGAGUGGUAUCUGCACAAUGAAGCUGUAGCUCAGAAUGCUUUCCAAUCGAUCAACGAUAUCAAAAAUGAAGCUUUUUCAUUGGAGCAAAUCCAAAAUGAAAUUUACCACCGAGUGGACGAAAAUCAAUUGAACAAUAAGUACUAUCUAACAGUCAACGCACGUGCUUUAUUUAACCGGAAGCGUGAAUUGGAGCUGAUUAAUAAAGACGUGAUUGAUGAACUGGAAAGUAUUAAAAAUUUAAUCCAGCAAUUGAUGAAGAGUGAUCGUGCGAUAGAAUCGAUUAAAAAAAUCGUUCAAGACUUGAAGUGUCUUAGAAAUACGAGAUUAGAGCAUGAUCUAGUUCAUGAUGCAGUUACUGAAGAAAUUCUUAAAGUAUUUUUAGAGGAAGAACUUUGUAAAGAAAAAUUGAAAUUGAAUAAAAAAUGUAUCGAAAGAGUAAAACAACAAUUAAAUGAAUUGAAGGAAGCUAAGCAACGAGUCGAAUAUGAUUGGUCAUGCAAGAAGGAUGCUUACCAUAUAGACACAGGUUGCCUUGCUUUAAAUAAUAUUUCUAAAAACCUGGAAUGGAAACCAGGAUGUGCACAGUUACCCGCUGGACAAUGUACACCAUUAGGACAUGAACAAUUUACCGACGAAUCAAUAGCAUACGCUCAAAUAGCAAUCAACAGAUCUCGAGUACUAAAAACGACUAUUAGAGACCAUAUUGAUAAACUUGUCAAGGAUUUGCUACUACAAGCCUGUCAAGUUGACAUUUCUUUAACAAAUAAAUUCAACGAAACUGACCAAGCUUGUAGGAGACUUGAACAAGCUUUACUUGAGUGUUCAAAAUCUUUAGCUGAUUCGGAGAAAGUUAUUGUAAAUACAUCUAAGGCAAUAAGAAAAUUAGACGCGCCAAGUAAAUGCGCUCAGACUCGUUUAAGUAUGCGUUUAGAACGUCUUAAUAUUGAGCAUUGUCGAGAUAUUCCACAGUUUAGUUUAAUCGAUGAACUUAAAGAUAUCUCAGUAGGCGUAAGUGCAUUGUCAACUAAAAUAAAUAACACUAAAAAUAUAACAGAAACACUUGAUAAGUCAUACAAAAAAAUCCAACAUGAAAUAAUGGUUAAGCGCAAAAGUUUGUGGAUCGAUGGCGAACGAUGCCGCAUGCUGAGAUCAUUCUAUCCUUCAGAACAAACUCUUUACGGCUAUUAA